UUCCCAAUCCUCUCCACCAUCGCGUCUCGAGCUCGAACUCCACUGUCGCCAGUUCCUCAAUCCCGUACCGCCUCCACCCGUUCGUUGCCGCGAGCGCUCCACCGUCCCUCAUGAGCCGACAACCCUCCAGCUACCCAGUUGUUAGCAUCAUAAAUUUCAACCACGCGAGAGGGCCCGAAGUUGAAGAGUGGAUCGGCAUCGAGAACGAGUCGGACGUCUCGGAGUGGCCAUGGCUUCCGUUCCUGGCGCUCACGGACGGCGCCCACAGCUCCACCGAGGAUUUUUCGUACUUCACGCUCAAGCACACGGGCGGCGAGAAGCCGACCACGCUGUUUGGAAUCUCGUGCACGCGCCAGCUCGACAGCAGGGAGCUCAUCGAGCGCCCCGCCGAAGUCACUAGGAGUACUGUGCAGAAGGCCGUUGUCGUCAUCGCCGAUAACCCCACUAUCUUUUUUGGGAGUGUCAAACAACAACUGAGUGCGGUUACGCAGGCUUGGUUUGCACAAAAGAACUUCCAGGACUUCGAUAUCCUCAAGCGAUUCCAAGAAAGCCUAAAGUUGAGCCUGAGAUUGAGUCAGGAGAGUGGGAAUGAUCGCGACCACUUCGUUGGGUUGUCGCUUCGGGAAAUCAUCUAUGAGUUCAAGCAUCAGGCAUUGGUGCUGUUCAAAUGCAUGCUUCUGCAACCAAAGAUGCUCUUCUUUGGGUUGCGCGGUGAACGGCUGUGUAUGACGCAGUUCUCGCUGAUAUCGCUCAUUCCCGAGUUGCUGCACAACCUACAGGACAGUAGUGAUCCAGAGCUGGAUUCUUACGAGUCGACGCUUACCAAGCCAACUUCUGUGAGGACGAGCGACCGGAAGUCUCUUUUGGCUUUCAUGGGUCAGCCACUUCAGAUCUUCGGCAAGGGAAGCUUGUUCGGACCGUACACGCCUCUGCAGCAACUCGACGUGCUGGCGGACGUUGGGACGAAAUCGUACAUCGUGGGAUCGACGAACUCGCUGCUGUUGCAGCAGAAGGAUCGGUACUCUGAUAUCCUGAUCAACCUCGAGGACAUGACGGUCAACAUCACUUCCUCGUCGUUGAGGACUGCGUUGGCACUAUCGGCUGCAGACAGACGGUGGAUCGAUAGCCUCGUUCAGUCAGUGUCGGAAACUUGGGACGAAACCGACCCUUCACGACCCAAGUCUUUGGGAUUCGUCGGCAGUGAGGAUCACAUCCGACUGCAGUUCGAAGAGUAUAUUCUCUCCAUGGUCUCGGCGGUGAAGUAUCAAAUCUUCCUGGAGAAGCACACGGGAUCCGAUUCCAAGGUCUUCUUGCCUGACAUUGAGGGCGAUCCUUCAGCCGACUUCAAUCCUGACUUUGUGGACUACUGGAAGAAAACGGACAACUACAGGAUCUUCCAGAAGUUCACGGAGCCUGAAAUCUUCGACCUGGUUCCGCCAAAGCACGUGAUGGCUGGUGGCCUCACUGUGGAGGAUGUCCAAAGACGGAUUGCACAACAGAUUCAUGACCUGGGGCUGGAUGAGAAGGUCAGCGCCGGCAAGGAGACCAUGGCGAAGGCGGUAGCAACCGGUCGGAACAACUUGUCUCUCGCAUUCACCAAUAUCAGCAAGAAUGUAGAGUACUAUCGGGAGCAGCGAAGGAUCCAGGCGCUACAGGCGCAAGCGGAACAGCUGGAAGCAGAGGACGCUGCCUCUAUAAACACGGUAGAGACAGACGACAAGGACAAGGACAAGGCAACCGUCCCGGAGAAGAACUCGACCCCGUCGAUUCUAUCCGCCAGUAGCACUGCGCCAACAUCACCAACCGCAGCCGAAACCCCCGGAAAACCCGGUGCAGCCGGCGCCUACAUCUCCAGCUGGGCUUCCUGGGCCGGCGAAAAGAAGAAGGCCUUCGCGGGUGCCAAAAGCCCCGAGGUACCCGGUUCUCCCGAACCCGAAGGCGUCAUCUCCCCCUCCGCCAGAUCGUCAAUAUUUAGUCGAUGGUCGAGGAGCUCGCAGGACCUUACGCCCAGAUCACAGCCUAAGGACGACGAUCCUAGAAGCUCGGGUGAGACUACGCGCGUCCUGUGGGAUGAGAAUGAGGCCGUCCAGGCGAAGGAGAAGAAGCUGCCCGCUAUUAGGAAAAGUCUGCCGCCGCCGCCGUUGCCGGCUAAGGAUUCUAGGGUGGAGGUGGAUCUGCCGGCGACGGAAGAGGAGCCGCUACCCGUACCUACACAGCAGGAACAGAAGGAGGUGAAGGAGGUGAAGGAGGAUGUGGUGACGCCGGUUGAGAAGUCGGUUGAACUCGAACACAAGCCGGUUGAGGAACCAAAGCUUGUUGAGGAAGAGCUAAAGCCGGUUGAGGAACCAAAGCCGGUUGAAGAAGUAUCAGAGCCCGUCCAAGAGCAGCCAAUCAGGAGAUCGAUUAUUGAGCCGGCCCAAGCUCGCGCCGUUACCCCUGUGGCUAUGCAGGAGCCUCAAGUCCAGGCUCAAAAAACGCCCGAAAUGAAGCCCGCCCAGCCCGAGGAAAAGGUGGUUAUGCAACCACUGUCGCCCGGUGUGACCGUCAGAAGGCCGAUGAAGGUUGAUCGGAAACCGCUGUCGCCCGAGAAGCCGGUGUUGAGAUCACCAUCGCUUGAGAAUUUGGUUAGGAGGCCUACGGCUGAGAGGCCCACUCGGACUCCGCUGUCACCCGAGAGGUCGGUCAGGACGCCGCUCUCCCCCGAGAGGCCCGUCAGAAAACCGUUGUCGAUCGACCGCACGCCCCAGGAGAAACCAAUCGAGCACCGUCCGCUUAGGAGACCCACUAGCGGCUUCGCAGCCCGCCAUGCCGCCGCCGCUGAGCCAGAGGUUCCUAGGUCGUCGCCGAAGCCGCAGGUCCCGAUGUCGCUGCCGAAGCCGGAGCCUUCUCCUCCCGCAAUCAAGCCCGAUGACGUACCGAAAGUGGACUCGAUCGUCAAGAGACUUUCCUUGAAGCUGGGAGCAGAGACCGCUGCCGCCGCCGACCCGAAUCCGAGCUCGCCAACGUCCCCAACCAAGCGGACGGCUCCCAGUGCUGCGGCCAUCGCGAAGCAGAACUCUAUUGCUGCGAGAAGGGCGAUGUUUGAGAAGCGGUAGGCAGGUUGUGUGUGUGUGUGAGUGUACUGUGUUGUAUUGUGUAUUGUGUGAAACGGCCGAUAUAUAACUAUCUCAUAAGAGUUACGAUAUGAUGUUACC
Tricharina praecox is the source of this 3194-nucleotide messenger RNA. RefSeq names its product transport protein Avl9-domain-containing protein. The coding region runs from base 111 to 3095 and encodes 994 amino acids. The record is from RefSeq and is a predicted model, not a curated record. The transcript is spliced from 10 exons. NCBI's taxonomy places the organism in Eukaryota, Fungi, Ascomycota, Pezizomycetes, Pezizales, Pyronemataceae. Gene Ontology annotation, cellular component: cytoplasm.